AUGGGAUCAAAUACAUCGAAACCGGAAACUAAGGUAUUUACACCUUCUACUCCAAUUGACUUUAGCUCGACAUUUUUAUCACAAUUAGAACAAUCACCAGAAUCUGAUUAUUCUAGAGCUCAAUAUACGGAGAAAUACAUUCAAGAUAGAGUUGCUAAAGAAUUGACAAAAUUGGAAAAAGAAACUAUUAAAAAUUUCAAAGACACCACGAAUAAAGCUUUACUCAAAGAUGAUAAAAAAGAUCAAAAUGCCAAAAUAUCCGUAUCACAAGCAAAUGAUAAGAUAGUUCAACUUACUCAAUUAUUGAAAGAAAAUGCUGCAUUAGAACAGGCUAAUAUAACGCCCGAGAUCAAACAAUCUAGAGAACUGGUGAUACAAUGUUUAAAAAAUAAUCAAGGUAAAAGUCUCAAUUGUUGGAAUGAAGUUGAAACAUUUAAAAAUUUAGUAAGAGAUUUAUAA
This is a messenger RNA of Lodderomyces pseudojiufengensis, 459 nucleotides long. RefSeq lists its product as uncharacterized. Bases 1 to 459 code for a protein of 152 amino acids. The transcript has 2 exons. NCBI's taxonomy places the organism in Eukaryota, Fungi, Ascomycota, Pichiomycetes, Serinales, Debaryomycetaceae. The record is from RefSeq and is a predicted model, not a curated record.